Messenger RNA from Trichomycterus rosablanca, 1546 nucleotides. RefSeq lists its product as uncharacterized. Lineage: Eukaryota; Metazoa; Chordata; Actinopteri; Siluriformes; Trichomycteridae. The coding region runs from base 183 to 1406 and encodes 407 amino acids. The transcript has 7 exons. The record is from RefSeq and is a predicted model, not a curated record.
CGAAGAACUUCCAGAAGUUUCAUCAGAAGUUUGGUUUCACUAUGAUGCUGUGAUGUAACUAGAGGAAUGUGGAGGUGUUGGAUUGAGGAUAUAAAAGUGCAUCGUUCUGCACCGUACGCUACCUCAGAGAGACGCUUCACUAGACUCAGGUGUCGCUUCAUCUACUGAAUCAUCCAACUACAAUGGCUCAAAGCAAAGAAGUCAUUCCUGCCUGGGAAACCCAGUUCGUUCAGGAGCUGACCCCGGUUUCGAAGCAGAUCCCCCUGCUGUAUCACAUCUCCUACCUGUGUCUGGCUAAAUUCCCCAACCUAGAGAGGCUGCUGAGGGAGCGGGCUGUGGAGACCCAGCUUCUGUUUGGAGAAUCUGAGGGGAUCUUGUUUCAGUGUAUGGGCACCAGUAACAACAUGGUUAAUUCACUGUUCCCCAUGCUGAUAUUCGCUGUGGAGAAAAACGACCCCGCACUGGCUGUUAAAUACCUGAAUAGAGCAGAAAUGUGGAUCAAGGAGAUCAUUGAUGAGGUGCAGAAGAUGCUGGACAGCUAUAAAAAACACACCAAGGACGUGGCCACGACCGCCAGCAACAUCAAAGCUAAAAUAGAUGAGACGGAAAUAAAGCUGAAGCAGCUCUCCAAGGAAAUCGAGGCGAUGAAGAAAGUUAAAACCCAGCUCAAGCAGCAGCUGAAUGAAGUCGACCAAAAGCUGGAAGAGAACGAGAAGCAGAUCAAAGCUAAAAAAACUAAGAUUCUGAAUCACGUGAGAGAUGCGACUCAGAAGAGCACUGGUAUGGGUUUCUUGGGUUUCGUGCCGUUAAUUGGGCCAGUUACUAAGUGGAUUUAUGACACGGCAACCAGCCCCGAGGCCGUGACAAAGACCAAGGAACUUGAGUUCGACCUGAACAGUCUCAUUUCUGACAACUCCUCCCUGAAGAAUGAAAAGUGUAAACUUGAACUCCAGCUUGUUGACUUGCAGAUGAAGCUUUCUGAACAGAUAAUAGAUGUUGGUGUCAUACCCAAACCUGUCCACCUGAACGAGAUGCCACAGCACUUGACUAAAAUUCAGAACAUCCUGGUGCAGCUUAUCAACUUCUGGCAAGGGGUCGACAUAGCGCUGAAAACAGUGAGAGACCAAACCUUCGUUAAUGAUGAGCUUCUUGAGGAGAACAACCCGGAGCUGAAACGAAAGUUUAUAAACUCAAUCAAAUCUACAUCACCGGUCUGGACAGAUUUCGGUGCAGGCUGCUCUGUGUGUGUGGAUCUGUUUAAGGUUCAGAACCUGACGGCCUACGCUUUUCUGGAGCAGAACCCCUCGUCCCUCACCCAGGAGGAGUGGAGGAGACAGUACGCCGCCGUGAGAGCAAAGCUGGAGAACGUUAACAAACUCGGUAAACUCCCGGCCCCAAAACCAUAGAGGAGAUGUGAACCUUCCUCCUCCUGCAACACCUACACACCUACACCUGCUACAUGGCUGUGGGGGAGAAUUCUGAUCCAAUCAGAUUCAUCAAUCAAUCAAUCAAUCAAUCAAUCAAUAAAUAAAGAGAAAAACUAGAA